AUGUUAUUGAAUGCUUCUAAAUUAGAAGAGAAUCAGAAAUACGCAUAUGAACUCGCUUAUUUAAAUUUUGAUACAAAUGAUCAAUUACUCGAUAAAUUAGCUGAGUUUGAUAAAGAUAAACUAUUAACACAAAACUUAAAUCAAAUCGAUUUUAUUAUUGACAAUGAUUCAGAAUUAAAUAUAAAAGCUUUAGAAACUCUAUUGAAAUGUUUGAAUAAGGAAAAUAUACCAGAUAAAUUAUUAGAUAGUAUUUCUGUUUUACUAACAAAUAUUGAUCCUACGAUGAAUAUCUAUCUAACAGUUCUUGAAGGCUUUUUAAAUAACAUGCGACAAGAAUAUCAAAGAAGUCGAAAAUUUUCUGAUUUAUUAUCUAUUCAGAAAUUAUUUUCAUUAAAAAUUCCAAAGGAUGAGAUUCAAAAUAAUUUAGAACAAGAGUUGGUCAAUAUCUAUGCGUUAAUUUUAACAGAAAAUGCUGAAUAUUCUUCCAAUCAAUCAAUCGUUGAUAGUUUAGAAAAAGCGAUUUUAUCGAAAACACUAAAAAAAAAUAUUCUAAAUGCUUAUAAAAAAGUCAUCAAAAGAACAAGAUGUCAAACAAAUCAUUUUCAUCAUAUAUUCGAUAUUUUCAUAGAUAUUUCAAGUCAAAAUAAUAAAUUGAUGAUAUUUCAUUUCGAUAUACUUGUGUGCAUAGCUUCAGUAUUUCAAGCUAAGAAAAUUUCUAAAUUAGAACCAUUAGAAAAUAAUCUUUUCAAUGAUAAUGAAAUUAUUCGUACAUUUCAACAAUGGUGUGAUCAAGUUAUUGAUAAACUAGAAGAAAAUAUUGAAAUUGAUGUUAAUUUAGAUUUAGAUUUAUUCGAAACUAUCUCAGCAUUAAAAUACAUCGAUUUUGAUAAAAUUCGUGAUAAGCCACAAAAUCAAUGGAAUAGAGAACUUUUAAAAUUUUGA
Messenger RNA from Rotaria sp. Silwood2, 942 nucleotides. NCBI's taxonomy places the organism in Eukaryota, Metazoa, Rotifera, Eurotatoria, Philodinida, Philodinidae. The record is from the annotation of a GenBank genome assembly.